Paramecium tetraurelia is the source of this 1080-nucleotide messenger RNA. RefSeq lists its product as uncharacterized. Gene Ontology annotation, biological process: regulation of DNA-templated transcription. Gene Ontology annotation, cellular component: nucleus. The transcript is spliced from 3 exons. Gene Ontology annotation, molecular function: DNA-binding transcription factor activity, RNA polymerase II-specific; RNA polymerase II cis-regulatory region sequence-specific DNA binding. NCBI's taxonomy places the organism in Eukaryota, Ciliophora, Oligohymenophorea, Peniculida, Parameciidae. The record is from RefSeq and is a predicted model, not a curated record.
AUGAUUCCUCAAACUUGGAAUGAAUUUCUUGAAUUUAUUGGUGAUGUUAUAGAUAAAGAACUUGACUAGCCUCUGAUUAGCCAAUUUAUAAAGAUACCAAAUACAAGAAUGACAUCUUUUUAAAUUAUAUCAUACUUCAGCGCAGAUUUUCAAAAGUAUAAAACUAUUAUAGGAAUUAGGGCUAAGAUAAAAAGAAAAUGCAAAUGGGGGUGCAAAGAAAAGUAUUUCUUGAUUUGGUGUAUCACUAAAAUCACGGAAAAGCUUUAAAUAAAAUUUCAUGAACUGGUAAUGCCUUUUUUACUAUUUAUUAUUGUGUAGUAUUAAUGGAAAGUCUUCGAGAAACUAUCUAGUAUCUUAAAUCUCUCAGAAGAACUUUUAUUGACUAAAUGGUUGAGCCUUCUGAAUUAUAAACUUAAAGAACAGCCUUGGAAAAAAGAAGAAGAUGAUUUACUAAUUAAACUAAGAUAGUAUUAAUUUCUGCUAAACUGGAUAAAAAUUGCAAUUGAAUUUAUAAAAACUAGUUAAACAGUAAGGUAUCCAAAAUAAAUUCGAGAGCGAUUUAACAAUGUUAUCAAUCCAGACAUAAAUAAGUAAUCAUUAUAUAGAUUUAGAAAUGAAUUCCGCUAAGAUGAAAUACUUAUUAUUAUUAGAAAAGCUUUAAGUACGAAUAAAAAUUGGGCGAGAAUUUCUAAAUCAUUACCAGGUCGAACAGAUAAUCAGAUAAAAAAUUUGUACAACUCUAUUAUAAGAAAAAUUUUAAAUGAAAAAGAGAAACCUGAUGACAAGGUGGACGAAUUACAAAUUCUAAAUCUAAUUAUCCAACACAAUAAUUAUGAUCCGAUAUUCAUCUCGUCCAUUUUAGAAGAAACCAAAAGGAAAUAAAUUUGUGUCAAAACUGAAUCAACUUCUGAUAAUUCUUAAACUUCUGAAAUGGGUGUGAAUAAUUUGCCGUUCUAACUAGUCUACCCUGUUUUUUACAAUUAACCCUUCAAUUAUCAAAAUAUUUAUUUUUCCUACCCUCAAUUUUACCUAUUACCUCAUUAAUAGUCAUUAAGAAAUCCAAUGUUUAAUUAAACAUGA